AUGACGUUGACGUGCCUCACCAGCAAGGUCCCACAGCAGCACGCUCUCACACGGAGCGUUGGCAGUGACGGUGUAUCCUGGCACACCCCACAAUUCGGAAAGGUACAGUUUUAUGGAGAUCGUAAAAAGAAAGGACUAAGGGAGAGAGCGCGAGAGAGAGAGGAUGAUAGGGAGGGAGAGAGAGGAAGGGAGCUGGUGAUUGGGAACCUGGCAGCUUCUAAAGAGGUUGGAGCAUCGGCCCGCUCAGCUCCAAAACUCAUGUCUCCCUCUGAUUUCCUGGACAAGUUGAUGGGGAAGAUCUCUGGAUAUGAUGCCCGUAUCCGACCCAAUUUCAAAGGUCCUCCAGUGAAUGUAACCUGCAACAUCUUCAUUAACAGCUUUGGGUCAAUUGCAGAAACAACCAUGGAUUACAGGUUGAAUAUUUUCUUGCGCCAGCAGUGGAAUGACCCCCGGUUAGCUUUCAGUGAAUUCCCAGAUGAUUCUUUGGAUUUGGACCCUUCUAUGUUAGACUCAAUUUGGAAGCCAGAUUUGUUCUUUGCCAAUGAGAAGGGAGCUAACUUCCAUGAAAUCACAACUGACAACAAGCUAUUGAGAAUCUUCAAGAAUGGCAAUGUUCUUUACAGUAUACGGUUGACUCUGACAUUGGCCUGUCCCAUGGACUUAAAAAAUUUCCCAAUGGAUGUUCAAACUUGUAUCAUGCAACUGGAGAGCUUUGGCUACACAAUGAAUGACCUCAUAUUUGAAUGGGAAGAGGUGGGUGCUGUACAGGUCGCAGAUGGACUUACCCUGCCUCAGUUUAUCCUGAAGGAGGAGAAAGACCUACGAUAUUGCACCAAGCAUUACAACACUGGGAAAUUCACUUGCAUUGAGGCACGCUUUCACCUAGAGAGACAAAUGGGUUACUAUCUGAUUCAGAUGUACAUCCCAAGUUUGCUGAUUGUCAUCCUCUCCUGGGUGUCGUUUUGGAUCAAUAUGGAUGCAGCUCCAGCUAGAGUUGGACUUGGCAUCACUACUGUCCUGACUAUGACCACUCAAAGUUCUGGGUCCAGAGCCUCUCUACCAAAGGUGUCCUAUGUCAAAGCAAUCGAUAUUUGGAUGGCUGUAUGUCUGCUCUUUGUCUUCUCUGCUCUGUUGGAAUAUGCAGCUGUCAACUUUGUAUCUCGUCAGCACAAGGAGCUUCUUCGUUUCAGGAGAAGGAGACGGCAUCACAAGGAGGAUGACACAGGAGAAGGUCGCUUCAGCUUCGCUGCAUAUGGAAUGGGACCCGCGUGUCUCCAGGCCAAAGAUGGAAUCUCCAUGAAAGGAAACAACAACAACAACCCCACAAGCUCAGCCCCUCCUGCCUCUAGAUCAUCAGAUGAGAUGAGGAAGCUCUUCAUCAGCAGGGCCAAGAAGAUUGACAAGAUAUCAAGGAUUGGGUUCCCUUUGGUUUUUCUUAUAUUCAACACCUUCUAUUGGAUCAUAUACAAGAUUGUGCGCAGUGAAGAUGUACACAAGCAGUGAGGAGGAGGAGGAGGGAUGGGGAGGGAAUGGGACGUAACAAGAAGUAAAAAACUUUUUUUGAGGUUUGGAUGGAAGAGAGGAAUAAAUCUUUAAAGGGGAAUGGGGAAGAAGGCAAAUUGGGGGAAAAAAAUAAAGAUGAUAUGGUGAAAAAUGAUGAAUAUUAAUUUAGGGACUCUAAAUAAAUGGAAUUAAGAUGUGGCAUGCCUGGAAAGAUGGAGGGAUAGAAAACGCUAGGUUAAAAAGUUGAAAAUGUGCUGGAUAAGAAGACGUGAGAAAAGUGUAUUGGUGUCAUUUAAGAAACGAGGAAUCAAAGACAUUCUCUAUAAACUUUGUAUUAAGUCUGUGCAAUAGCAAUGCAGAAAUGCAUGAUUUUAAGAAUGUGGCAAUAUCUAUUUAAACUAAUUUCAAGGAUUGGGGGCUUUUAAAUCCAUGAUGCUGGGGUUUACAUUGGGAAAUGCAUACAGGCCUUAAGAGAAUUUGGAAUUGGAGGUAUUGGAACUGAGUUUGCUGGUGAAUGCAAAGUAUCGGGCAAACUAUUGGUGAACAAAUGAAAAGUGCCGGUUAUUAUAUGUAAAAUAUGCAAUAUGUAUCCUUGCCGAAUUAUACCCCAAAAA
Spea bombifrons (plains spadefoot toad) is the source of this 2117-nucleotide messenger RNA. It is a transcript of the gene GLRA1, whose product is annotated as glycine receptor alpha 1. Bases 1 to 1503 code for a protein of 500 amino acids. The record is from RefSeq and is a predicted model, not a curated record. NCBI's taxonomy places the organism in Eukaryota, Metazoa, Chordata, Amphibia, Anura, Pelobatidae. The transcript has 10 exons. Gene Ontology annotation, molecular function: glycine binding; transmitter-gated monoatomic ion channel activity; transmembrane signaling receptor activity. Gene Ontology annotation, biological process: chloride transmembrane transport; chemical synaptic transmission; nervous system process. Gene Ontology annotation, cellular component: neuron projection; synapse; postsynaptic membrane.